Messenger RNA from Megalopta genalis, 2183 nucleotides. RefSeq names its product low-density lipoprotein receptor domain-containing jelly belly protein (gene jeb). The record is from RefSeq and is a predicted model, not a curated record. Gene Ontology annotation, cellular component: terminal bouton. Gene Ontology annotation, biological process: positive regulation of MAPK cascade. Lineage: Eukaryota; Metazoa; Arthropoda; Insecta; Hymenoptera; Halictidae. Gene Ontology annotation, molecular function: transmembrane receptor protein tyrosine kinase activator activity; protein binding.
GCAGCGUGGGAGUUAGUUCUGGUGAGGGCGCCAGCCAGCUCACUCGCUAAACUAACCCACUGUCCCAACCCUUCGAUCCUCCAUCCCUCGACCUUCGGCCAGCAAAGCAACAUCCACGGCCGCAACCUCCUUUUGCACGGACGUCGGUCGCCGCUGCGUUAUUUCGUGGUUCCACCUGUCCAGGACGAGCAACCGGCCGCCACCAGAGCCGUCAGAACCGUCGGAGCGAGCAAGCAAGCCAGCCAGCCAGCCAGCCAUCGGGCACCGUCGGCGAGCCAACCCCGGUCGGCUUCGAACGCAUCGCAUCGCACAAGGCAUCGCAUCGCGUCGCAUCGCAUCGCGUCGCGUUCCGACGAAACGCCGCGCGAGACACGCUCCGUGCCCGAAGUAUGCUCUCGGCCGUCAACGGGGGACACGCAAGACACGCUGCGAGACGCGGCUCAACGGAAUAAUCUUCGCGGCUGCCUAAAACAGACGGCGAUCCUCGUCGUCACAGUUUCGUCGUCGUCGUCGUCGUCGUCGUCACAGUUUCACCGUCGGACGAUCCGAGACAGCGGCCGGCAACAUGCUAACCGAUUAUGCGAACGCGAGAGAGAGAGGCGGCCAGCAGUCCUCGAGGAUCACGCCUCCGGGAUACGCUUCGCAGACGGGGCCAGGAAGAAGCCUAGGAGGCGGCUUCUUCAGCGUCGGCGUCGGUCAUCGGAAUCGAUCGAUCGCCGAUCCUCGCUCUGUGUUCGUCCGCGGUUUUUCCCCGCCCGCGUCCCUCUCGCCGCCGCAAACCAGCCUCUCUGCUCGGCUAACGAAAAGUCGGCCUAGAGUUGUGCCUUUCGCGCCCAGACGCGCGUCCACGAGGCUGUCCGAAGGCCGUCCGAAGGCUGACACCGAAGAGGCUGACACCGAAGGCUGUCCGAAGGAAGAGAGGCCGAUCGAUCGACGAACCCCCGGGGUGCGCGCCGUUCAUAUUUUUCGUGUCACGUCGUCGCCUGGCCUUGUCGCGGCGGUGAACGGUGAACGUUUCCCAUAUGAUGGCAGUGUGCGUGUUCUGGCUGCUCACGUACGUGGGACAGGGCCUGGACCUGGCGGUCGGGAACCGGCCGAUGAUCGUGAUGCAGGGCGCGCAGGAGCACGACUACCGGCACGGGAGCAGCAUCCGGAAGAAGAACGAGCUGAACGCGGUCGGCAAUAACCUGUUGCACCUGAGGAUAUACCCGUCGGAGGCGUCGCACCGCGACGAGCUCUCGAACUGGCUGCUGGUGAACGAGGAGCCGAGGAUCUCCUCGUGGACGCCGGCCGGGAUACUGAUCGACGACAUGAUCAAGGAGCCCAGGGAGCUGCAGACGGUCUUCUUCGCCCUGUCGCCGGCCAUGUUGAACGUUCUGUAUUCGGACUCGGCCACCGGCAGCCAGCACCAGCCGGACCAGCUUCCGGAGGAGCAGCCGAGCCAUCUCGGCGGUCAGCAACGCGGCAAGAAGCUGCGGAUCGACUGCCGACACUCGAGGAACACCGUCAGCCUGCCGAUCAGGGUCUGCGACGACGAGCUCGGCCGGAAGAGCCUGCACGAGACCAGACAAUCGAACUACGACGAGCUGUUCGAACAGAAACGGAACGCCGCCGCGGCCGCCGCCGUCGCGAACUUGAAGACUGACCCGGUGAACAGGGCGGAGAAGAUCAGGGAGUAUCAGGGGAGCAACGGUUUCGCCGGCAGGCCGUUCGCCAUCGAUGGCAACAAGCUGCCUGGGAAGAGGAGCCAGCUGGCCGAUGUUGGACGACGCGCCGGCAUCGACAUUCCUGCUGAGCCCGCCAACCACCAAGCUCAACCGCCGGCGCCUCAUGGGAACGGCAUCAGCAUCGCGCCCCAACUUCUGCUCAGGUCAACCAGGGGAAGCAUACAGUACGACAUACCGCAGAUACAGUGUCCGUUUUCCGACGACGGGAUGGAAAGGUUCGCGUGUCCGAACCCGGACAGAUUUGGUAGAUAUCACUGCAUCGAUGAUCACGCCUUGUGCGACGGUUUCUUAGACUGCCCUUCAGGCGAGGACGAGGACUUGCAAGCCUGCAUGUUUUACAAAACCACGAAAGCUCACCUUGACGUAUUGGCAGAUGCCAUUCUGCGAUGGGCAAGAGGACGCUAAUUCCUUUGUUGACGAUGAACCUCUGACCUAUGUAUAAAAUCAUAAGUCUGA